CAUCGCAGUAACAAUAAUGAAUUUUUCACAGUUUCAGCCCCGCCUCUCCCCUUUAAUUACUCUGUGUCCCUUUCCCAUUUUCCCCUUCUUUUAAUUGUCACUCCACCUUGUUGCUUCCCCUCCCUUUGGAGAGAGAGGGAGAGGGAGAGAGAGAAGGGGAAUCAAAAUACUAUAAAUACUAGUACUAGAUGAAUAAAUGCAUUUUAUCGGCUUCGGAAAAACUCUGAUUUCAUGAACUCAUUUUAACGCAGAUGCCUUUCUCUUCAAUCCCAUUUGCAUAAUCCAAACCCAUGUUGCUAUGUUGGAGGGCAGUUUGCACAUUGCCGUAAGGCUUAAUAAGUCGGUUUCUUGAGGUGGGGUUUCAUGGGUUGAAAUCAUGAGUAGCUUCACUAGUGACUACGAAGACGAUAACGAAUAUCGAUUCUUUGAUGCUCAGGAAAGCAUUGCAUCAGUUUCGGAUUCAGGUCUAGGUUGCUCCAGAAGUCACGAUUUUGACUCUGCUUUUGAGAAUUGGGAGUCCGUUAGCUUUCAGUAUGAUGUCUGGAUGAGAAGUCCCCGAAGUGUUAGGGAGCGCCGAAGGAAAUUCCUUAGGUGGAUGGGUGUAAAUUUAGAUAGGCUACCGGGAGAUGAUUGUAUAACACAAUAUGGUGAUAUGGAUGUCUGUAGAGGGCAAAUUGAUAGGGUCCUGGAGAAGAGUGGGGCGGUUUUGAGAAACUCAAUUUUUGAAGAUGAAUUUUCUUCAAGCAGAUCUAGUGUGUCGAGUUGGUCCACAGAUGCUUUGGACUCGCUUAGAGAAUUGGGCACGAAUGAGAGUUUUAUGAGAGGCUGGACUUCGGACGGCAGAAGAGAGGGCAAUACCAAUGAACUGGCGGAGAAUGUUCAGCUGAGUCAAACUCGAGUUGUGGGCUUAAACCAUUUACGGACAACUGAAGGGGUUGAGAACACAUAUCGUGCACAAUCUGUGGAUCAGCACUUUGUGGCAAGAGAAAUGGAGAGUAAUGGGAACAAUGCUGCGAUUAUGGACAGGUUCAAGAGUCGGUGGUUGCGCAGAAUACGCUCUAUGACUUGCAUGACGAGUCAGCCUGGACAUGCUGAGAACAGGGGAAAUAAUGGCUCCAACUCCACUGGAGCAGCUAAGGUCCAAAGGGUUAAGGUUCGGAGUACUAGGAAAAAAUUGAAGGAGCUUUCUGCUCUGUUCAAGGGGCAAGAUAUCCAGGCUCAUGAGGGAUCAAUCUUAACCAUGAAAUUCAGCCUUGACGGACAAUAUUUAGCAAGUGCAGGAGAAGAUAAGAUUGUUCGAGUUUGGCAAGUUGUGGAAGAUGAGAGAGCUAAUGAAACUGAUAUCCCGGAUAUAGAUCCAUCGUGUUUGUACUUCACAAUUAGUCAUCUCUCUGAACUUGCACCUCUAAUGGUUGAUAAAGAGAAAAUCAGUAAAUUGAAGAGUAUCAGAAAGACCUCAGACUCUGCUUGUAUUAUCUUUCCACCAAAGGUUUUUCGAAUUCUGGAGGAACCAUUGCAUGUGUUCCGAGGUCACACAGCGGAGGUCUUGGAUCUCUCAUGGUCGAAGAAUAAUUGUUUGCUUUCAUCCUCUGUUGAUAAAACUGUUCGCUUAUGGAAAGUUGGAUGCAAUCAGUGCCUGAAAGUCUUUCCACAUAGUGAUUAUGUGACAUGCGCUCAAUUUAAUCCUGUAAACAAUGAUUACUUUGUUACUGGUUCGAUAGAUGGCAAAGUUCGAAUUUGGGAAAUUAGUGUUCAAAGAGUUGUUGAUUGGAGUGAUGUAAAAGACAUCAUUACUGCAGUUUGUUAUCGCCCUGAUGGGCAGGGAGGGAUCAUAGGCUCAAUGACUGGCACCUGUCGCUUUUUCAAUGUAGCAGGUGAUCGCCUGCAGGUGGAAGCACAGACGUGUUUAGCCACUAAAAAGAAGUCUCCUUGCAAAAGGAUAACCAGUUUUCAGUUCUUCCCGAAAGACCCGAGCAAAGUAAUUGUUACUUGUGCUGACUCUCAAGUCAGAAUCCUUAGCGGCAGUAAUGUGAUCAGGAAAUACAGAGGCUCACGAAGCUCAGGAAACCAGAUCUUUGCUUCUUGCACCUCAGAUGGGAAACACAUUAUCUCUGCAUCUGAGGACUGUAAUGUAUAUAUGUGGAACUCCUUUAAUCUAGACGACACAUCUCCAUCUCAGCCAAAAAAUGUAAGAGCUUUUGAGUGCUUCUCAGGUGAUGCCUCGGUAGCAAUUCCUUGGUUUGGGCUUAAACGAGGGGAUUCAGAUGAUAUGCAGCAAUUGUCUGGAAUUGAUCGGAAUUCAACUGACGAACUGCCUCUCUCUCCUACUUGUUUCUCUUUGGGUCACGAGUUCUUCUUAGAGUCCAUACCCAGGGGAUCAGCAACUUGGCCAGAGGAAAAGCUUCCUGCUGCAGGCUCUCAGGUGGUCGCUUCUCUUCUGAGUAAAUCUCAAUACAAGUUUCUCAAGACUGCUUUCCAGAGUUCAUCCAGCUCCCAUGCCUGGGGCAUGGUAAUUGUUACUGCAGGCUGGGAUGGUCGAAUCAGAUCAUUUCACAAUUAUGGAUUGCCAAUUCCUCUUUGACAAAUGUCCACCACUGGCUUGGGGAUGGCAUUGUUCACAAAUGAUCUUUUGGCGGGACGCCUCUUUCGGGAUCCCCUCAUUUUGCGGCUUUGAUCUGACGGAAUAAUGUCGAUUUUGGCAUCAUAAAACUCGCUGACUGCAUUCCAGUUAUUGCAGGGUAAAAAGGAUAUUUGACCUGAGAAUUGGUGUCCGGUGGGGCCGUUGGGAUUUUUCCGGGUACAUGAUUGACGCUUGGUGAGGUGUUCAAUUUGUACACUCUGUUCAAUUUGCAGCUGAAACGAAUGGGCACAGUUUUGAGGUUUUUACCGCAUCUGCCCUGUUGAGAGAGAUUGGUUUUAGGAUUCUUCGAUUUAUUAUUUGAGAGGAGAGGAGAGGAGUUCAUAUGGGUUGGGCCAUUAAAAAGAAAGAUGGGAGUCGUGUGUAAGGAGACGUCAAUUUGCAUAUCCGUCUGAUGGAGGAUCCAGUGGGUCCUUACACAACCUCUUCCAUUUGUUCUCUGGAAUGUGCCAUGGGCUGGCAGAGCAGGUGGUUAGAAAUUGUUGGGGGAAAACUAGUGGGGAGCUUCAUCUUUUCAUGGGUUCGUUGGCUGGGUCUGAAUAAUUGAAAUAGUUUUUGUCUGCCAUUUCAUCCCAUUUGAGGGGGGGGGUUUGAGGGACUAGGGGAACUUUUAGCCGGGACUUUGAGAGGCGUGGGCCAUUUUCACUUGGGUCGUGCUACAGAUUUUUGGGAAAUGACAGUGGGAUAAGGGCUCUCGAUUUCUCGACUUUGAUUUGCUGCUGCCCAGAUAUCUGUCGGAGGUCCCUGCUUUGCUCGUGGACUACUACUCUGUUCGCACUAACAUGACGACAUGAAGUGUGAUGUCUAACAUAUUUGUAAUUCAAUUAUUAGCUUCUCCCCCCUUUUUUUUUUCCUUGUACAGGCCAUUUUUCUUCAUCAACUUCUGUUUUGGAUGUAAACGGUUGGUAUCUCACAGUCGCAUCCUUCCACAUUAUUAUUAUUACCAAUAAUACAAGAGAAAGGACCAUAAUAGUUUUUUUCCGGUUCA
Molecule: messenger RNA, 3626 nt
Organism: Coffea eugenioides
Lineage: Eukaryota; Viridiplantae; Streptophyta; Magnoliopsida; Gentianales; Rubiaceae
Exons: 8
Coding region: 377-2581 (734 amino acids)
Molecular function (GO): protein binding
Source: RefSeq, a predicted model, not a curated record